Molecule: messenger RNA, 1260 nt
Organism: Microsporum canis CBS 113480
Lineage: Eukaryota; Fungi; Ascomycota; Eurotiomycetes; Onygenales; Arthrodermataceae
Product: nucleoporin nup44
Exons: 3
Coding region: 1-1260 (419 amino acids)
Biological process (GO): protein localization to nuclear inner membrane; NLS-bearing protein import into nucleus; nuclear pore organization
Cellular component (GO): nuclear pore; nuclear pore central transport channel
Molecular function (GO): structural constituent of nuclear pore
Source: RefSeq, a predicted model, not a curated record
AUGGCGCUCUUUGGGACGCAGAACCAGCAGCCUUCGACUACCUCGUUGUUCGGCCAGUCAACAAACCAGACACAGCAGAGUGGAAGCAUUUUUGGCGCACCGCAGCAACAGCAGCAUCAGCAGGGGAACUCUCUUUUCGGACAAUCAUUCCCGCAGAAACCACAGAAUGGCUUGUUUGGUUGCAUUGAUCAACAGCAAAAGCCAAGCCCAUUUUCUGGAUUUGGCACCACAGCACAGCAACAGCCGCAACAGCAAAGUGGAGGGUUCACGCUUGGUUCUACCCAGCAACAGCCCCAAAACCAACAAAAUGCGAGCCCUUUCAUAGGAUUUGGCGCCACCCAGCAACAGCAGCAACAGCCUCAAACGCAGACGGGGAAACCAUUUUCUGGGUUUGGUUCUGUCUCGCAGCAGCAGCAGCAACAACAGCCCCAGCUAGGCCAGACUCUAGGAUUCUCACAAGCUGCUGGCUCAACGAUAUGGACUCCAGGUCAAGGGAUGACGGGCGUCCACCGAACCGUACCUAUGCAAAUUAUGAUUGUAAAGGACAAAUGGGACGCAACAAGUCGAUCGUCUCCAUUCCGUGGAUAUCUCUACAACAACGUGGGUGAAGAAUCUGCACCAUUCUUCCAGCCAGGCCCCAACGAUGACGAGAACAAGUGGGAGGAGGCAUUGAGGAAACGCCCGGGACCUGGAUAUGUCCCUGUUCUUGUACAAGGAUUUUGGGAGCUAGGGAAGCGUACACAAAGACAAAAAGACUUUUUAUCGAUGAUGCAGACGCGACUACACGAAAUAAACAAUGCUUUGACAGAGUUAUUGUCGCGACAUGACUUGACUAUUUCGGUUAAAAUAGCAGCAUGUCGACGCAAACACAAAGUGUUGAGCCAAAGGUGCCUUGCCCUGGCAUCAAAGACACAGUUGUUGCGAAAUCGUGGGUAUGCCAUGGACCAGGCCGAGGAAGAAUUAGCAAAGAAGCUUUUCCAACUAGAGCGGGCGGUUUUCGACCCGUCCCUUAAUGGCAGGUCGGAAGAGAUUUGGGCCAGGAUGUUGGCCAUCAGGGAGAACUCAAAGCGCCUCCAGCUCGAAAUAGAGCGUAUAGGGAAUGAUACAUCCAGCCAGGCGGAUGAUACUCUUGACGACACAGCUCUCAAAACAGCCAAAAAGAUCCUUGAGGACUACGCCACUCAGAUCCAACAUCUCAACAAGGAACUUGCUGCCGUUCAAAAGGAUUUUGGGAACUUGGAGUUGUCAAUACCCUCUUGA